AUGACUUCCUGCUCACGUAAAGGUGCGUGUCCAUUUGAGAGUAAACGUGCUGAGAGUCGCUCUCAAGCUGCUCUCGAGAGCGAUCUCGCAAAUGGACAUAGUCUGGAGAGUAGCUCGCGGAGAGUUGAUAAACUACUCUCGACAUUCGACUUUUUUGAGAGUCACUCGCAAGUGGACACAUAUGUCCCAAGAAUUAAAAAAAGUAAAAAAAGAAAAAGUGGAGCAGGAACUGACGAAUUAUAUAGCAGUAAGUGGCCCUAUUUUCGGGCUCUGCAGUUUCUUAUUCCAUUUUUAACGCCUUCUGAAACUAUCUCAAAUCUGAAUAAAGAAACGAACUGUAAAAAUGAUGUGCCUACUACAGUUACAACUGAGAAUACAUCUGAAUCACUGAAAACGGUGGAAAUCAUAAAAAAGAGUGAUCCGAAAGGAAAACAAAAAAAAAGGAGAGCUGAAGCAGAUGAUGAAGAUUCUCUCAAAGCGGCCUUAAAAAUUUUAAAAAGGGAACCGGAUGAGCAUGAUAUUUUUGGGGAAUAUGUUGCUCAAGAAUUACGUAGCCUAAAGUUUGAUUUUAAUAAACGAAAGCUCAAAAGUGAAAUUCGCAAGGCUAUAGUUCGUAUAGCUGACGAUGAUGACUCACUUUCACAACCUUCUACAAGCUUUCAGUAUUCUAAAACAAAUGAUGAUUCUACAUCAUCUGUUUCUGGUCAAUUAAACUUUUCGAACGUUAACUUAUCAGGAGGACAAUCAAAUAAAACUUCAGGAGAAUAUAUAACACACGUUGAAUUCGAGAAAUUUAAAAAAAAUAACUUUAUCUUGAAACUAUGUAUUUUGUUCAUAUAAAUUUGAGUUGAGAAUAAAUUUUUUUCGUUUUUACCUU
Molecule: messenger RNA, 877 nt
Organism: Eupeodes corollae
Lineage: Eukaryota; Metazoa; Arthropoda; Insecta; Diptera; Syrphidae
Exons: 3
Coding region: 1-840 (279 amino acids)
Source: RefSeq, a predicted model, not a curated record